CUUUUGCCACAAAUGUUUUGCCAGUCAGGCUAGGCUGACUGAGAUUUUGCUGCUCCGCAUGACGCGCAUUUCCAUCGAAGAUACCGAAAUACACUAGUGGAAAAAGUACUUGAGAGAUGAAUCUUUAAAGUUCAGCACUUUUCUAAAUUCGUAUUACUUCGUGUGUGCCACCGCGAGAGGAAAAAAUCAAAAAGAAAAUCAUUAUAAUUAUAGGAAAAACCACCAAGUGUCAAAUGAGUGAAGCGUGAAAAAUGUUCGAAGAAUAUAAUCACAGAAAUCUGAAAUAAAUUUACAAAAAUAUUUGUAUUCGAAACGAGCUGCAGAUAAUAUUUCCCGCCCAAAGGAAAUUAAACGAAAAUUCAAAUAAAAUAUAAAUUCAAAGAGAGAUUUCAAACCGAAUCGAUCCGAUCGUCGUGUCGUGCGAGAGAGUGCGUGCAAAGUGUAUUCCAGCAAUUAUCCCACGUGUUCCGAUCCGGCCGCCAAAAUUAUUACGCACAAUUCCCUGAGCGUGUACGGCGGCGGCGUCAUGUGCGCCUCCCCGUCCACGGCUCCCGGUUUCUUCAAUCCGCGGCCCCAGUCCGGAGCCGAGCUCUCGGCCUUCGAUCUGGGACUGUCCCGGUCGAUGGGGCUGGGCGUGCCGCCACAUACGCCCUGGCACGACCCCAAUCUGGGCAGCCACCUCCAUGCCACAUCCGCGGGUCCGGGCGGUUCGCUGGCCGGCACCACCGGCACCAGCACUGGCGGCGGUGGGACCACACCCAGCAGCGUGGCCAGCCAACAGUCGGCGGUGAUCAAGCAGGAUCUCUCCGGCCUGUCCUCAUCCACGGCGAACCACAACCAAAGCUCCCAUCACGGCAUCAAGGAGGAUCUCUCCAGCCUGCCCAGCGCCAACGGAGGCUCCUCGUCGGGCCAUCAUUCCAGUGGCGUGCAGUCGGGCCAUGGCACCGAUAUGCUGCCCAUCAUCAAGGGCCAGCCCGCCAGCUGCGGUGGAGGAGGGGGUGGGGGCAGUGGCGGCGGAGGCGGCAGCACCACUCCCAGUUCCCAGGCCAACAGCUCCCACUCGCAGAGCAGCAACAGUGGCUCCCAGAUCGACUCUAAGCAGAACAUCGAGUGCGUUGUGUGCGGCGACAAGAGCUCCGGCAAGCACUACGGACAAUUUACCUGUGAAGGCUGCAAAUCAUUCUUCAAACGCUCUGUGCGACGCAAUCUCACCUACUCGUGUCGCGGCAGUCGAAACUGUCCCAUAGAUCAACAUCAUCGCAAUCAAUGUCAAUAUUGCCGAUUGAAAAAGUGUCUCAAAAUGGGCAUGAGACGCGAAGCUGUUCAACGGGGACGCGUACCACCCACACAGCCUGGUCUGGCAGGCAUGCAUGGCCAGUACCAGAUCGCCAAUGGAGAUCCCAUGGGCAUUGCCGGCUUCAAUGGUCACUCGUACCUCAGUUCCUACAUCUCGCUGCUGCUGCGAGCGGAGCCAUAUCCCACGUCCCGCUACGGCCAGUGCAUGCAACCGAACAACAUUAUGGGCAUCGACAAUAUCUGCGAGCUGGCCGCGAGGCUGCUCUUCUCCGCCGUUGAAUGGGCCAAGAAUAUACCCUUCUUCCCCGAGCUGCAGGUCACCGACCAGGUGGCCCUGCUCCGCCUAGUCUGGUCGGAGCUGUUUGUGCUGAAUGCCAGCCAGUGCUCGAUGCCACUGCAUGUGGCACCACUGCUGGCGGCGGCGGGUCUGCACGCCUCUCCCAUGGCAGCGGAUCGGGUGGUGGCCUUCAUGGACCACAUACGCAUCUUCCAGGAGCAGGUGGAGAAGCUGAAGGCGCUGCAUGUGGACUCUGCCGAGUACUCCUGCCUCAAGGCGAUCGUUCUGUUCACCACCGGUAAGUUGCUGGACAUCCUCUACAAGGAUGUGCCCGCACUGCUAACGAAAGUUUCAGCUCUGCUCGGAAAGCCGUCGAGCUCCUCCACCAACGACGAUAUCCUCAAUAUAGUGCGUGACCAUCUCGAUGAGCUGAAUCGCCAGGAGAUGGAGUCGCAGGCUCCCACCCAGGCGCCCAUCCACUUGGCGGCUUUCAUGAAGAGUGUGGCCGGCGUUGAGGCUGCAGUGCAGCAGGCGGAGCAGCACCAGCAGCAGCAGCAGGUGCAGCAGCAACAGCAGUUGCAGGCUGAGAGCAAACCCUCUCCCAUCUGUUCCUCUGCGGCUGUGGUGCAAUCCGCCGGCAGUGCCUUCAGCAGCUGCGCCAAGUCCACUGCCAGUGCCUCCGAGAUGGAUCUCCUGGCCAGUCUCUAUGCCCAGGCGCAGGGUGCGACCUCGAAUGGGGACUCUUCCGGCCACAAUAACAGCAGCGGUCUGGGCGCCUCGCUUCCUACUCAAUCGCAAAGCGGUUCGUCGUCCCUCAACCUAACCGCCUCGCCGCUGAGUACUUCGCUGGCCCCCGUCCCUGCCCCAGUUGCAGCCCCCGUCUCCGUGUCCGCUCCUUCCUCUCUUUCAAUCCCCACUUCGGUGGCUGCCACCACCACGGCCGCCUCUUCGCUGGGUGGAGCCUAUCAGACGUCGUCCGCUGCGGCGGCGGCUGCUGCCAUGUUCCACUAUCAGACGCCGCCGCGUGCCCCCUUCGGAUCGGCCUUCGAUAUGUUCCAUCACAGCACGCCCUUCGGGGUGGGGGUGGGGGGUAUGGCACAUGGCCAUGGCAGCGGAUCCUUCGGUAGUCCCACCUAUAGGUACUCUCCCUAUAGCCUGGCGGGCAGUAGAUGGCAGUUGUAGGCCGUUGUUUGUCGCUAGAAUCUCAUCCCGCCUCAGUCGUAUAGCUCUACCUGUAAAUGUAUCUGUAUCCAUGUCUAUAGCUAGUAUAGCACAUACGUGUAUCUAAAGCUACUUUAGUCGCUGUCUAAGUAUUUAUUGCCUUACACUAAGUCUAAAUUAUUAUAGCCG
Drosophila persimilis is the source of this 2923-nucleotide messenger RNA. RefSeq names its product steroid receptor seven-up, isoforms B/C (gene svp). Bases 527 to 2755 code for a protein of 742 amino acids. Gene Ontology annotation, molecular function: nuclear receptor activity; RNA polymerase II cis-regulatory region sequence-specific DNA binding; zinc ion binding. The record is from RefSeq and is a predicted model, not a curated record. The transcript has 3 exons. Gene Ontology annotation, biological process: cell differentiation; anatomical structure development; regulation of transcription by RNA polymerase II. Lineage: Eukaryota; Metazoa; Arthropoda; Insecta; Diptera; Drosophilidae.